Messenger RNA from Nezara viridula (southern green stink bug), 1311 nucleotides. Lineage: Eukaryota; Metazoa; Arthropoda; Insecta; Hemiptera; Pentatomidae. The record is from the annotation of a GenBank genome assembly.
AUGUCAUUAAUCAAAGCUGAUAAUCAGAGUUUAUUCAAGUUACCAACUGCUCCAGCCAAGAAAGUAAAAUUUAAAAAACCAAAAGUAUUAGAGGAAGAAACUUAUCUUGAUGAAAUGGGAAAAAUCAUUGAACGAGAUUUCUUUCCUGAUUUGGAAAGACUUAAGGCACAAAAUGAGUAUCUUGAUGCCCAAAGUGAAAAUGAUAUUCUUAAAGUAAGACAACUAAGUUCUAAAUAUGCUAUUAAUUCUGAAAUUUACUCCAGUCCUGCUACAUUUGAAACACCCAUCGAUAAAACUCGUGGUGGCACAGGAGAAGAUAUCGAAAACAAAGAAACCAAAAAUAAAGAACAGGUUACCGCAGAGCCACAUAAAACUAAAAUGUCCCUUGAUCAAUACCUAGGUUCUCAUACUAGCGAAGACAAUAAAAGUUUUGAAGAUAUCAUCAAGGAUUAUCAAGAGCAACAUAAACAAAAACACCCAUGGCUAUUUAAGGAAGAAUCAGCUGCUGAAAAUAUUAAAGAUAGACUCGCCCUUGAAAAUGACUCCUCUGUAAAACCGUUAGAGUUGGAUAUGUGGAACUAUAAAGAUAAGAAUUAUAUAAUGUAUGUUCCUGAUGGUGUAGAUUUAACUUCCGAAGAAAAAGUUGAAAUAGCCAAACGAAAACAAGAAAUUGUUCAUUUAAAUACUAGGCUUCGAGUCAAUCCUUUUGAUGAGAAUGAAAAUAAGGAAAGAAUAUUUGAUUUAGCCCAAAGUCAGUCUAAGAUACUUGAUGGGAAAAUAGGUGUUGAUGGAAAAGUAGUAGUUGCUGGAACACCUAAAAUAAAUGGAUUUAGUUUUGUCAAAACUCCUUCUCCUGCCCCUGGAGUAAAUGAAUCUCCACUCAUGACUUGGGGUGAAAUAGAGGGUACUCCAUUUCGUCUUGAUUCCACGCCUUUAGCACAUGUACCCUCGUUUCAUAUGCCUGAACCACCAAAACGAGAGAGUUUAGCUUUAAAACUUGCUGACAAAGCUGGAGAAAGACAUCGUGAUCGAAAAAAAAAAGCAAUUGAAGCUGCAAGAAGACAGCUGACUUCACCUGCUGGAAGACCUCAUUCUGACAGACUACAGAUGUUAUCACCCGCAGCUAGAAGAUUAGCUUCAUCCCAAAUACAGCGUACAGGUAGUGAUAAAAGACUGAGUGCAUAUUAUAGUCCAAGAGCUUCUCCGAAAUCACAUUUGACACCUACUCCAGCAGCUACUUUGGUAACUACUGAUAAUCUUCUCAAUUUGAAUGUCAAAAGAAGGCCAAGAGCUGUGGAUUAUUUUUCCUAG